AUGAACGAUACGUAUAGUCAUCGCAUUGUAAGCAACGAUAUCACCAAUGAUUGUGACGAAGAUUCUUGUGAUGAAGACACGAAUGACAAUGAUUUUGAUGACCAAAACACAGAUGAAAGCAAAACUAUUGUCGAUUUGAUUGAAUUUAAAUAUUUAGUCAAUUUAUAUAAUGAGAGAUUUGACGGAAGAGUUGGCUCUAUCGUGAGGUCCAUAACAAAAGACUUUCGACUCGUGCUGUCCUUAACUCUACUCAUUAUAGCGAUGGUUAUAAUGGUGUGGUCGCUGUUGCCGAUAGGCUUUCCCUGCGAGUGUCGGUGCAGUUAUUCUUGGUAUCAGAUUCUCAGUGCAAUUCUUAUGUCUCAUUCCUCGCAAGACAUAGUCAGUCCCAUCCAGUGA
This is a messenger RNA of Oppiella nova, 396 nucleotides long. NCBI's taxonomy places the organism in Eukaryota, Metazoa, Arthropoda, Arachnida, Sarcoptiformes, Oppiidae. The record is from the annotation of a GenBank genome assembly.